Ilex paraguariensis (yerba mate) is the source of this 303-nucleotide messenger RNA. The record is from the annotation of a GenBank genome assembly. NCBI's taxonomy places the organism in Eukaryota, Viridiplantae, Streptophyta, Magnoliopsida, Aquifoliales, Aquifoliaceae.
AUGGCUCGUUCUCUGUCCAAUGUUAAAGUCUUAUCCUUUUCCUUUGUAGAUGGCCUUUCCCUCAAAUUUAACAGGCGAGGCUAUGCGGGUGCGACAGCAAGCGUGGGAAAGGGAGAGUCCACCACUCCAGUGGUGGGGAAAGUGGAAGAGACGGUUGAGAUCAAAGAAGAUGCCAACAAGACUUGUUCAUGGGGCCCAGACCCAGUUACUGGAUACUACAAGCCUACAGAUCAUGCGGAUGAGAUCGGCACGGCAGAGCUUCGUGAUAUGGCGUUGAACCACAAGAUCAAGCCUCCCCAUUGA